Messenger RNA from Toxotes jaculatrix (banded archerfish), 1984 nucleotides. RefSeq names its product zinc transporter ZIP9. The transcript has 7 exons. Gene Ontology annotation, molecular function: metal ion transmembrane transporter activity. Gene Ontology annotation, biological process: transmembrane transport; zinc ion transport. Lineage: Eukaryota; Metazoa; Chordata; Actinopteri; Toxotidae. The coding region runs from base 209 to 1129 and encodes 306 amino acids. Gene Ontology annotation, cellular component: membrane. The record is from RefSeq and is a predicted model, not a curated record.
CUGUGGUGCAUAAGAGCAGGGAGACCGAGGUGCGACGUGGAAAGGCAGAAUGGCACUUAAUGUGUCUUGUAAGCGGACAUAUGAAAUCCACAGACGCCAUGAGAGCAGACUGUCAGAUUUCAGGAGGACAUAACACUAAAAUGCAGCACAUCGUCAAAUUGAAUCACCACUUGUGUUAGGAAAAUAAAGAAAAGAAGAAGUCGUCGCCAUGGACGAGGGGUUGGCUAUUACUUUCAUAUCGGUUGCGAUGUUUGUAGGUUGUUUUUUACUUGGAUUCAUCCCACUGCUGUUCAGACUUUCAGAGAAAAGCCUGCAGUUUGUCUCCAUCCUGGGGGCAGGACUCCUGUGUGGGACAGCACUGGCCAUCACCAUCCCAGAGGGAGUGGGUUUACUGGAGGAGUCAUGGAGAGCAUCCUCCACCUCUGAUGUGCCAGCCGGUCUGAACGGCAGUGAGAAAAACCCAACUUCCACAGAGGGAGGCCUUCCAUCUCGCUUCUUCAUCGGCGUGGCUUUAACCUUCGGGUUCACCUUCAUGUUCGUGGUGGAUCAGAUUGGAAAUUACAUUUCCAUGCAUGACCAAAGGACUCGUUUGUCUAACAACGUCGGCAUCACAGCCACUUUGGGGCUAGUUAUUCAUGCUGCAGCUGAUGGAUUUGCUCUGGGUGCUGCUGUGGCCACAGGUCAAGUGACAGUGCAGGUCAUAGUGUUUUUUGCUGUGAUUCUACACAAGGCGCCUGCAGCUUUUGGUUUGGUCUCCUUUCUGAUGCACUCCGGACUUGAAAGGAAGUACAUUCAGGGACAUUUACUGGCCUUUUCAGCUGCAUCGCCUAUUGUUGCCAUCACCUCUUACUUCAUAUUACAUGCAUCUGGCAGUUCAUCUCAGAACCAGCUUAGUGCGACAGGUGUGGGAAUGCUCUUCUCAGCUGGGACUUUCCUGUAUGUGGCCACAGUGCAUGUUCUUCCAGAGAUAAGCAGCAGCAGAACAGGCCAACCCUCCCCUGACUUCCAGCAGCAGCACACGGGAGCUGAGACCCACCAGCAUCGCUACCUGGGGCUCCUGGAAAGCCUCACUCUCAUACUCGGAGUCGGACUCCCGAUGGUGCUGGCUCUUGGGCUGCGUGACGACUGAGAAGGGAAUGUCAGGGAAGUUAAGUUUAGUGCAAAGAACACGGUGCCACCACGCCUCAAAGGAAAACUGUGAGCACCUUUCUCAAACUACCUGUACGGCACAUUAAUGGAGUACACUAAAUCUGCCUUGGAAGAGAGUUUACCUUGGUGUGUUCUGAUCUCAGUGAAACUCCCCUUUGAGUCCAACUAUUGUUUGUGUAUCAAAAGAGCUGUUCGUUGGUACAAAGAAUCUGAUAGCAAAUAUAUUGUCCACAGUGGACUCGGCUUCCAUUCCAAGAAGACAAACAGGGUAACAUUUGUUGCCAAGGCUCUCUGAGGACAUGGCAUGAUCAGUGGUGAAUGGAUAGAUUUACAGGAACAACCAAAUAAUUUGAUACUGUCUGACACCCAAACAAUAAGAGAUAUAGGUCAUGCAUUUUUAUUACUUCUCAGUUUAUUUGUAUAGUCAGAAGCUUGAAAACAGGUCCAGACUUUCAGUUUAUUAAUGUGCAAUAGUACAAUUUUACCAAGACAAAGGAUGUGAAGUUUUUUUUUUUGUGUGGUUGCAUAAUUUGUUUUAUAGCUUUGAAGGUGAUAGUUUUUAUCAGCACAAAUGACAAAGCCUCUUGGAUAUGUGGUGGAACAUCUGUAAGAAUAUGUAGCCAAGUCUAGCAGCUCUUUACAUCUGUUAGAUGAUAUGUGAGUCAGGCAGAAACAGGUGGCUGACAGUAGGUACUCUGCACAACUCGGGUUAUGCAGUGGGCACUUCCAUGUCUCACUGAAUUUAUACCUAUGUCACUUCAGGAACUAGGGUUAUUGAAUUUUUUAUGAUUACGAAGGCAGAAGUUUUUAUGAAAUAAAGACAUGUCUGCUUGUG